Molecule: messenger RNA, 1401 nt
Organism: Priceomyces carsonii
Lineage: Eukaryota; Fungi; Ascomycota; Pichiomycetes; Serinales; Debaryomycetaceae
Product: aspartate/glutamate transporter
Exons: 1
Coding region: 1-1401 (466 amino acids)
Biological process (GO): amino acid transmembrane transport
Cellular component (GO): fungal-type vacuole membrane
Molecular function (GO): L-amino acid transmembrane transporter activity
Source: RefSeq, a predicted model, not a curated record
AUGGUUACGGCUACAAUCAGGUCAGGUACUAUAAACUUAUUGAACACAAUUAUAGGUGCAGGUAUUCUAGCCAUGCCCUACGGGUUGAAGUCUAACGGCUUGCUCUUUGGAUGUUUAUUAAUUGUGUGGUCUGCCUUAACUUCUUCAUUCGGGUUAUAUCUACAAAAUAAAGUAGCUAAAUAUACAUCUCAAAGAGGAGUUGUAUCUUAUUUUAGCUUGGCACAAUUAACUUAUCCUAACUUGUCAAUUGUGUUUGAUUCAGCGAUUUCAAUAAAGUGUUUUGGUGUUGGCGUCAGCUAUUUAGUUGUUAUUGGAGAUCUUAUGCCGAAGAUUAUGGAAAGUCUAGAAGUAGAUCCAUCAAGCGUAUUUAUGGCAAGAAACUUUUGGAUAUCAAUAUUCAUGAUUUUGUUAAUCAUUCCGUUGUCCUAUUUGAAAAAGCUAGACUCUUUGAAAUAUACUUCUGUUAUUGCACUAUUCUCAGUUGCCUAUUUAAUAAUACUAGUCGUGGGUCACUAUAUCGUUAAUGAUGUGCCUCAAGAUAAACAUAUAGAUUUGAUCGGACCAGUUUCAAUUAAGUCAACGUUGUCAUCUUUUCCAAUAUUUGUGUUCGCUUACACCUGCCAUCAAAAUAUGUUUGCUAUUAUCAAUGAACUACAAUCUAGUGAUAAGGAUGGCUCUCAAACGAGACAAGCAAAUAUAAUUAUCAGUCGUGCUAUAUGUACAGCUCUUGUUUCAUAUUUAAUUGUUGGUGUAAUUGGUUAUUUGAGCUUCGGAACAACUGUAAAUGGUAACAUAAUCUCCAUGUAUUCUAAGGAUUCUACACUGUCGCUUAUUGGGAGAUUGUGCAUUGUAAUUAUGGUAAGUUUAUCCUACCCACUACAAUGUCAUCCAUGUAGAGGUUCGAUCAAUCAUGUUAUUCAUUUUCUUAAGAAUGGGGUUAAUACUAGCAAAUCACGAACUUUAAACGGUUACACAUCUUUGAGUUCUGAUGCAGAGUCUAUCGGUGCCGAGGAUUUACCACAUGAUGAAUCGUUUGUUUCAACAACUCCGAUGGAGGGAGCACCAGACACUGAGGGUCAUGAUCCUAUAAUUGUACCUUUAAGCUCAAAAAAAUUUUACAUCAUAACCACAUGCAUAAACGUACUUUCAUUUAUUGUUGCAAUUUCUGUUACUUCUUUAGAGCAUGUAUUGGCCUUUGUUGGAUCGACAGGAUCGACUUCAAUUUCGUUCAUACUCCCAGGAUUGUUCGGCUACCUAUUAAUUAAGCCUUUGAAUGGAAGCAGUUCGUUGAACAGGCUUGAGACUUUUUCUAAAUAUGGUGGAUUAAUGUUAGCCAUUUGGGGUUUAGUCGUUAUGUUUAUAUGUCUAGGUGCAACUAUCUUUUUUGGGGCCAAACAUUAA